AUGGACGAAGAGGAGGCAGGUUUGAAAGUCAGUACAACUCGACUGUGUGACAAGCUAUUACAUAUUUUUGAUGUUUUUGUUUCAAAGGUAGAAGAAAUAUGGCAGAUAUUGGAGAAAACAUACAAGAAACGACCAAAACUUGUUCUGUCCGUAGUUGGGGAUUCAGAAACCUUCGUUCCUAAAGUUUGGUCACGAGAUGUAUUCCAAACAGCGCUUAUAGAGGCUGCAAAGUACAGCGGAGGGGAUACAUGGAUUCUGUAUUGUGGAAGUCGUAAAAGCACCGUGUCUUCGAUGAUUUCAGAAGCAUUUGAUACAUAUACCCAUUUAGAAAAUCUACAUUCGUAUCCAAAGGAAGCUGAAUCUUUUCCAAUUAAACCAAUUACGCUUUCUUUUGAAAACGAUUCCAAAAAGGACAGAAAGCCGACACAAUUGACGGGCCUCAUUGAAUGUAUGUUUCAUGGGGAUCCAGAGAAAUUCGAUGAGUAUCGCUUACAGCUAGAAAGCUACAUUCAUAACCAGACGGUUUCUUUUAUGGACGAGGGGGAGCUGAAAUUGGAUUUACCUAUCCCAGUUGUUCGAAUCUUAGUGGAAGGUGAUUUAAACAGCAUCCACGGUAUAGCCGAGUCUGUAAACAGAAAUUUGCCUGUGGUGAUCGUAAAGGGUUCAGGAAAGGCGGCUGAUCUCACAGUGGACUACAUCGAGAAGCCCGAAUCUCUAAAAACCAAUGCAGCCCUUCUAUUUGGAAUUCGAUUUCGAAAUGAGACCUUUGAUUCACUGAGGGAAAGCCUUGAACAGAUCAAAUCUUCUGAAAAUCUAGUUAACAUAUUUGAUGUAGAGAAUAAAACAGCAGGUUCUUUCCUUCAAGUGAUCGGAGAAGCUGUGGUCCGCGCCUCGGCCCACUCUCAAGUCAACGACAAAGGCAAACGUAAACACACAAGAACCACAGUGCCUGAAGAGCCCAUUGCUUGUGUGAAUGAACAGAAGCUUGGCAGAAAGAAGUUCAAGAAGAGACAGUUCCGGAAAUGUUUGUCUACUUCUGAUUACAUCAUACAGUCGGAUGCGAUGCCGGUCUCGGUGCCUCUGUUUUUCUACUUUGGAUAUCAAUAUCUACAACACAUAGGAAAACUACUGGAUUAUGGAUAUUUCUUGCUGUACCAGGCCUUGAAGACAAAUAGAUGUGAUUACGUCAAUGCCUUGGUUUCUGAAGAAGUGAAGUUUAAAGCCACUUACCUAGCAAAACUUUACGCUAAGACUUUCCCAGUCACAAAAACUAGAUAUUGUUGUAGGCGGAACUGGGAAGACUUCGUUAAAAUUGCAAUCGCACCAGACACGGUUCUUCAUGUUACAGAGGAUAUGGAUUUCAAACCUCAUAGCCGGGAAAUUGGAGACGAGGAAAUGUCGAUGGAGGAACAGAAAAUGGACCACUAUCGCAAAGUCUCCCGCGCCGUCAGAUCGUUAUGUUGUUACUUGUUGAAAUACAAUGCUGAGGAAGAACCCAAGGAGAUGAAAAGGGAUAACAAAUGGACCGAUCAAUUAAGAAGCAGACUUUACACGGUAAAAAGCACUGCGGAUAGCACCGAUGGAGAAAAAAGCACAAACGAGUACGUGUUAAGGCCAGAUAUAGUUACCAAUGAAAAGCAAUCUGGAAGCAGACUGGACGUUAAAAAAGGCGAGAGAAAGAAGAAACCAUCAGAAGAUGACAUCAACAAAGCCUUAUUACUCUGGGCAAUUUUCGCUCAGCGAGAGGAAAUUGCUGAACUUUUUUGGUUGCACGGAAACAACCAUUUAGUGUCCAGUCUAAUAUGCACCGUCUUGUUGAGAAAAUUAUCUGAAAAGGCAGAUGAUUACAAUGAACAUAACCUUUCCAGACAUUUUGAAGAGCAUGCUGGAUUAUUUGAAGAGCGAGUUCAAAUGCUGUUGGACUUGAUGUAUCAAGAGAAUGAAAAAUGCGCCAUCGCAGCAAUGGACGAGGAAUGUACCGUAUUUGGAGUAAAAACAACACCUUUAACCUUUGCAUAUGAAAAUCUUUUGUAUGAUGUGAUUGCGCAUCCCUGUUCUCAACGAUACAUGGAUAUGGUCUGGCACGCUAGAAAUACUGAAACAGACAAUGAACAAGAUGAAAAAGUCUCAGAAGACACAUGUGUCUGUGGUUGCUUCAAGCCUUGUUGCUGCAAGCAAGAAGCAUUUCGACCUAAAUGGUCUCCUAAAAUACGGUACAUCAUAAACUAUGUAAUAUUUUUUGGUGUGCUGGUGUCGUACAGUGACUUUGUGUUGACAAGUGUUAGUCACUACAAACGGGACUCCGCCAGAGCAAUGGAAUACAUUGUUUACAUUUGGGGGGUAGGAGACCUUCUUGAAGAGUAUCGCCCAUUUGUGGUUAUUUUCUUCAAUUUCCUCCGUGAUGGCAAAUGGCGAAGAUUUCUGUUCCAAUUAAAGCUUCAUCUUAAUGACUUCUGGAAUGCAAUGGACCUGUUGUUGUACAUAUCAAUAGCGUUCGCCUUAGGCGUUAGGCACGCCGGGGACCAGGAGGACUUCACUUGGUCUAGGCGCAUCUUCUCCUUCUCUUUGCUUAUUAUGUACAUGAGGUUUCUACAGGCGUUUCUGAUGACGCGAACUUUUGGAGCAACCAUAAUAAUGAUAAAGGAAAUGUUAAAGGAUCUGCUGGUUUUUAUCUGGUUAGCUAUAUUUGUGAUAGUAGGAGUCGGCAUGUACUAUCACGCUAACUUAUGGCCAGACCACAGACAACUGUUUGGGGACGGAUCUAUAGAGACCUGGCGGAUCUGGACUAUCAUCGCUCUUCCCUACUUCCAACUCUAUGGAGAUUCCAACGCUGAUUUCCUCUCGGGGGAUGAUAAUGAUUUAGACUGCACAACAAAUGAAGCCGUCUGGUCAUCGGAUCCGACACGGGAUCGGUGUCCUCGGGAAGAUUGGACGGUCAUGGUCAUUGUAGCCGCCUUCAUGCUUUUCGCCAACCUUCUGUUAGUUAAUCUUGUCAUCGCCAAGUUUAGCUACACUUUUGAAAAAGUGAAAAGUAAUUCUGAGAAGCUCUGGAUGUUUGAACGCUAUGUAAUCAUCAGCGAUUUUAAAGACCGGAUUCCUUCACCCUUGAAUAUUCCUUUUGGGAUUUUCAAAUCCAUUAAAUAUUUGUUUAACAUUCUUCAGAAAAAGAGAUUAAAAUUUCAUGAAAGUCAGAAAGAAUCAGCUAAAAAGAAAGAGGAGAAGUGGCAAAAGAAAAGUGAUUUUUUGAUGAAAUUUCAAAAAGUCAUGGCAUCAAGGGUUAUCAACGAACAGAGGAAAAAACGAAGGAGCAAAAAUAGUUCCCAUUUGUAGGAUUCUUUUCUCUGAGGUUAUUGCAUGAAGAGUUUUUUUUUUAUUUUGACUUUCACUUUUUGUUAUAAUUACCAAAUGACUUUAAUUGUCUCCAUGUUAUUUUUAACAAAGAAAAUGUUAAUCUCACAUGAGUUAAAAACUCAGAUAUUUUUCUUAUCAUGCAUUGCAUCAUUAUGGAGUAGUGUAGAAAGAGAAGAAAAACCGAACUAGAUUUUAUUACUGUU
Saccostrea cuccullata (small rock oyster) is the source of this 3554-nucleotide messenger RNA. Its product is annotated as transient receptor potential cation channel subfamily M member 2-like. Bases 1 to 3330 code for a protein of 1109 amino acids. Gene Ontology annotation, biological process: calcium ion transmembrane transport. The record is from RefSeq and is a predicted model, not a curated record. The transcript has 21 exons. Gene Ontology annotation, cellular component: plasma membrane. Gene Ontology annotation, molecular function: ligand-gated calcium channel activity. Lineage: Eukaryota; Metazoa; Mollusca; Bivalvia; Ostreida; Ostreidae.